This is a messenger RNA of Blepharisma stoltei, 1055 nucleotides long. The record is from the annotation of a GenBank genome assembly. NCBI's taxonomy places the organism in Eukaryota, Ciliophora, Heterotrichea, Heterotrichida, Blepharismidae.
AUGGACUUUACUUACCGCUCAAUGCCUAUUCGAUCUCUCAGCAGAAUUAAUCCUUUAAUCAAUCAGCCAAAACAACAAAUUAAAGAUGUUCCAAGAACAGGCCAGCAAAGACUCUGAAUUUUAGUAUCCCAUUUCCUGUCAAUUCCAGAAAUUUUUAAUCUCAUGAAAACCUGUAAAAUGCUAUACAUUGUUUCUUAUGAGCCUGAAUUGUGGCAUGAUAUUCUUAUCAGUCAAUUUCAAUCGAAAUUUGUUUUAUCAAUAAUAAAUGGAUCAUACCAAGAUGUAAACAUAGUUACUCGGAUUGACUAUAAAUUAGAAGCAGCUAUAAUUGAUGAAUACAUCCCAAUUUACUGUGAUGAAGUCACAAAAGAAGAUGAAAAUGAUCUAUUUGAGCUUUUUCAAACGACUGGACUUAUUGUUGAUCAAGCUCCUCCAUUGACAAGUGCUGAUUUAAACAAAGUAGAUCCAAAUGAGUUUCGAAAUAUUGCACUUAUAUUAUAUCAAUUGAGCUGCAUUGAGUGCCAUAAUAUACAUUUCAUUAUCUAAAUACGCAUUUUUUGGUUAUAAUAAUGCAAUUAAUCCUAUUUAAUAUAGAAGUAAUAAAAAUUGACUGCUUUUAUUGUAAAGUUCUGAGGAAGAGUAUAUGUUUAAAAUGCUUGAAAUCGGAUAAAUAUAAAAUGUUAAGUAUCGGAAGCUGUAAGAGUAAAUUCAAAAUUACUCAAGAAGAGCUAGAUUCCCUUAAUUUAAACUAUGCUGAAGCAACUAAUCCUAUAAAUUAUGGGUUUUCAAAUAUGAAGCUUUACUAUGAGUUUCAAGUUAAAAAAGCAUUGGAAAAACAUAAAAUUCCGUCGUAUAUGAGAUUUAAAGAAAUUGAAAAUAAAUUGGAAAAAGAAGGAUAUGCGGAUGCAGUAAGUUUAGCUUAUGGUAAAAUUGUAGAGAAAUUUUUGAAAGGGAAAGAUGAUAAUUUAGAUAGAUGUGUGAUUUAUAUCAUUAAAAGAUAUGAGAGAAGUAAAAAUGCAGCGAAAAAUGGUAAGAAAAGGAAACUGAAAAAUUAA